Molecule: messenger RNA, 2979 nt
Organism: Lytechinus variegatus (green sea urchin)
Lineage: Eukaryota; Metazoa; Echinodermata; Echinoidea; Temnopleuroida; Toxopneustidae
Product: double-strand break repair protein MRE11-like
Exons: 19
Coding region: 100-2214 (704 amino acids)
Biological process (GO): double-strand break repair via nonhomologous end joining; mitotic G2 DNA damage checkpoint signaling; meiotic DNA double-strand break formation
Cellular component (GO): Mre11 complex; nucleus
Molecular function (GO): 3'-5'-DNA exonuclease activity; DNA endonuclease activity; manganese ion binding
Source: RefSeq, a predicted model, not a curated record
UUUUUUCUUUUUCGAUUUGUCACUGUGAAACACCAUAGACGUAAUGGAGGCAGCUGGAUGAGGUUCACGUAGAGAAAUCGGAGAACAUCAGAAUCUGCAAUGGCCAAUUCAUCCUCUGAAGAUUCCGAUCAGGAGGUUCAGCAACUACCUGGAAACCUUGAUGAUGGCGAUGCGAACACUAUCAAGAUCAUGGUAGCUACGGACUGUCACAUAGGAUACAUGGAGAAAGAUAAUAUCCGACACAGUGACUCCAUCAACACGUUUGAAGAGAUUCUUCAGCUGGCUCGCAAAAACAAGGUUGACAUGGUGUUACUUGGUGGAGACCUGUUUCAUGAAAACAAACCUUCAAGGAAGUCCUUGCAUGGGGUCAUGACCCUCUUCAGGAAGUACUGCAUGGGAGACAGACCGGUCCAGAUUGAGUUUCUCAGCGAUCAGAGCGUCAACUUUUCAGCCAGUCCAUUCCCCAAUGUGAACUAUGAAGAUCCGAAUCUGAACAUUGACAUGCCUGUCUUCUCUAUACAUGGAAACCAUGAUGAUCCUGCUGGGCUAGGUAAUCUGUGUGCUUUGGAUAUGCUGAGUGUGUCGGGUUUGGUAAACUACUUUGGGAAGAGUACCUCACUGGAAUCGGUAGAGAUCUCACCCAUCCUUCUUCAGAAAGGAACAACCAAACUAGCUAUCUUUGGCUUGGGUUCCAUACGAGAUGAACGUCUUCAUCGUAUGUUUCUAUCGGGGAAGAUAUCUAUGCUGAGACCGAAGCAGAAUGCCGACUCCUGGUUUAAUAUCUUUGUCAUUCAUCAAAACAGAGCGAAGCAUGGCGAGCACAACUACAUCCCCGAGCAGUUCCUUGACAAUUUUAUUGACCUGGUUAUUUGGGGUCACGAGCACGAAUGCCUGAUUGACCCCGUAUGGAAUGCAUCACAGAAUUUCUUCAUCAGUCAACCUGGUAGUAGUAUAGCCACAUCCUUGUCACCGGGUGAAGCAGUGCCAAAACACGUAGGUCUCUUGCAGGUUCGCGGUAAGGCCAUGAAGUGCACUAAGCUCAAGCUUGAGACCGUCCGUCCAUUCUAUCUAGAGGAUAUCACCCUCCAAGACACCACACUCGAUCCAAACGAUGUCAAGAUCACAGAGAAAACUGUUGCAUUCUGUACAGAAAAGGUUGAAUCCUUGAUACAAAAAGCAGCUGAUGAGCACACAGGGAACAGAAAGCAGCCAGACCUCCCUCUCAUUCGACUAAGGGUGGACUACAGCGGGGGAUUCGAUACAUUCAAUGUGAAUCGGUUUGGUCAGAAGUUUGUUGGUCGGGUGGCAAACACCAAGGAUCUUAUCCGCUUUACAAAGAGAAGGGUACAACUCAAGAAAGAAGAUACCAAACCUGGUGAAGACUUGGGAGAGUUUCUCAAGCCAGAAGCCCUGGAAACAGAAAGAGUUGAAGACCUUGUCCGGAAGUAUUUCUCAGAAACAGAAGAGUCAAAACAGCUGGAACUGUUGUCGGAGAAGGGUUUGGGCCAAGCCGUCCGGGAAUACGUUGACAAGGAAGAGAAGGAAGCUAUCCAAGCCCUCGUUAAACACCAGCUGACGCAAACACAGGGUCAACUCAAGACCAGGAGAACAACGGAAGAUCACAUCGACGAUGAGCUGCAUCGAUUUAAAGAGGAGAGAAGACAAAUGAGUGAAGCAGACGUCACCAAUGAAGUCAAAGCAGCCAUUGAUGAAGAUCGAAGUCAGAGACCGGAUGCCUACUCCCAGGACUACGGCGGAGACAGUGACGACGAUAGCAUGGUGACGGGCAAUGGGGACGCCUCCUCCAUGUCUACCAGAGGGCGUGGCAGGGCGAGGGGCGGGAGAGGAAGAGGAGCAGCUGGCAGCUCCGCCACAAGAGGAAGAGGAAGCAGAAGUGGCAGGGGUAGCAAAGGAGGAAGGGGUCAAAGUUCAUCGAGUCGAGGGUCAGCAGCUUCCAAACAGAGCCUCCUGAUGACAUCCUUUGCAAACGCGUCUUCAUCAAGCAACAGGACCAAGCCAGGAGCCAUUGCCUUUGAGGAUGAUGAUGACGAUGAUAUGGAUUCCAUGCCAGUGUCAAGAAACAAUAAAACAGCUAAAAGGAAAACAACGUCAAACAAAGUGAUCGAAAUCAGUGACUCCUCAGAGAAUGACAGUGAUGACCCCUUCAGUGCAAUGAGCUCGUCCAACCAAGCUAAGAGAGGCAGACGGUACUAACAUCUCAACACUGAAAACCCAUUCAUGCCUUUGGACUGAGAAUGCAAAGAUAGGACAUGUUACCAGUCUUAGUACUGCAGUUUGAAUGAUGGAAGUAUGCACAUUAAAAAUUAUGUGGAAUGAGAAUGCUAAGAUAGGACAUCUUACAAAUCUGUUAAUUAGUGCAGGAGCCAAGCCAAGAGAGGCAGACGGUACUAACAUCUCAGUACUGAAACCCAUUCAUGUCUUUGGACUGAGAAUGCAUAGAUGGGACAUCUUACCAGUCUGAGCUCUGUUAUCUGAGUGGUGAAAAUAACCGAAUUCUAUGGACUGAGAAUACAAAGAUGGGACAUUGUACCAGUCUGUUAGCACUCCUUUUUGUCUUGCACUCUACACAGUGCCUCAGCAAAAGUGCAUCUGUUAAGCAAUAUGUGAUUGCCCUUGCAGACCCCCACUUUUUUGAGGUACCGUAUAAUCUCUGUACUACUUGUAGAAAGGCACCCUUGACACUUUUCAAGUGACAACCUUGAAAUGCACAGUGGGCGAUCUAUAUCUUUGAAUCAUGAUCGAUGAUCCGAAGUAAAUAACCAUCACGAGUCCGGUCAAAUUCGUGCUGUCCGAACUUUUAUUGCAUUAGUCCGACAGACGCUCUUGACGGACGGAUUAUAUUAUGCAAGUCAAUUGGCCUUUUGCAAAUUUCGUAUUGUUUCAAUUUUCCCAUGAUAUGUCAGUUGCUGGGCCCUUAAAGGGGAAGUUCACCCUGACAAAAAGUUUAUUGUAAAAAUA